AUGGAUGAAAGUGCCAUCACCACGUUCGAUGCCCCCUUCUCCCAGCGGCCGGUCGUCGUUUUAGGCGCGGGAAUCAUUGGGUGUGCGACAGCCCGACAAUUGCUACUUCACGGCUUCUCGGUCGUGCUGGUGGCCGAAUAUCUGCCGGGUGACCAGAAUAUCUACUACGCAUCCGCAUGGGCCGGUGCGGCGUGGCAUGCUGCUGGCGGCAUCACUCCGGACCAGCGGUAUUUCCAGGCCGUGACCCAUCGCGUGUUGCUCAAGAUGGCGCAGGACGACCCGAGAUCGGGCGUCAGUGUCGUCGAUGCUCGCGAAUACCUCGAGCAAGAACCGAAGCCCGACUCGGCGAUCUGGGGCAAGACUGUCGUAUCCAAGUUUCGCGAAUUGAACCCUGGAGAAUAUCCUUCGGAGUUCAACUGUGCAUGGGCUUACGAGACUCUCGUGACGGAUCCCACAAAACACAUGCCCUAUCUCGGAAAAUUGGUAAAAUCACUCGGCGGUCGGUUCAUACGGAAACGAGUGGAGUCGUUGCAGGAGCUGUACGACAUGUUCCCAGGGUCGCGGGUGUUUAUCAAUGCGAGCGGGCUGGGAAGUAAGACUUUGACUGAUGUGCAGGAUGACCGUUGCUUCCCUGAGCGUGGGCAGAAUGUAUUCCUGCGCACCGAUCGAUGCCAUACGCUGUACUUCCGGAACGGCAAGGAGUACACAUAUAUCAUUCCCCGGCCAUUCUCCCAGGGAGUGGUCUUGGGAGGCGUCAAGCAGCAGGACAGCCUCUCACCAGACGUGGACAUGGACAUCGCGCGGGACGAGAUCGCCCGAGCUCAUCGUCUAGCCCCCGAGAUUGUCCCUGAACAGCCUGCUGAACAUGAGCUGAGCCACAUCAUCGGCAUCCGUCCAUCGCGCAAAGGCGGCUUCCGCCUGGACUCGGAGCAGGUACAUGGGAGCCGCACAGUGCUAUCAGCUUAUGGGUUCGGCGGAGGAGGGUAUGCCUUCUCCUACGGGAUUGCCGAUGCGUUGGUCAAGAUGGUGGAGAAGACCGAGCGCGAGAACGUUAUUGUCUGA
Molecule: messenger RNA, 1062 nt
Organism: Penicillium lagena
Lineage: Eukaryota; Fungi; Ascomycota; Eurotiomycetes; Eurotiales; Aspergillaceae
Product: FAD-dependent oxidoreductase
Exons: 3
Coding region: 1-1062 (353 amino acids)
Molecular function (GO): FAD binding; D-amino-acid oxidase activity
Source: RefSeq, a predicted model, not a curated record